GCAGCGACCGGACCGAGGUUAGUAUCCAGUGUGUGCUUCAACUGAAAGGCGGUCAAUAUUUGAGUGGAGCGCGUGAUUCCCAAAUCAUACGAGAACGAAACUAAGUUUUAGUGUAGUGGACACAUUCGUCGAAAGUGCUAAUAAACCAAUCAGCAAACCAUGGCUCCUCUUGUGCUGUACCAUUUUCCCAUGUCUCCACCAUCUAGAUCGGCUUUAUUGGUAGCUCGCAACCUCGAGUUGGACGUUGAGGUCAAAAUUUUGAAUCUGAUGCAAGGCGAGCACUUGCAGGAAGAGUUCGUGAAGAUCAACCCUCAGCACACGGUUCCAACACUCGUCGACGAUGAUUACGUUCUGUGGGAAUCGAAAGCAAUUGCAACCUACCUGGUUGAGCAGCACAAGCCAGACAGUACAUUGUACCCUGCGGAUCCGAAGCUACGAGGUAUCAUCAACCAGCGACUGUAUUUUGAUUCGACGGUCCUGUUUUCCCGUGCCUAUAAUGCAUUCGCCCCUCUGAUGCGCCAGGGUGAAACAAGUAUUCCCCAGGAUAAGAAGGACGCCGUCAAGGGCGCUCUUGUUACGUUGGAUGGUUAUCUCGACGGUCAAGAAUGGGUCGCCGGUGAAAACACCACCGUAGCUGACUUGUGUUUACUGGCCACUGUGUCAUCUCUGGAGAAACUUGGUGUCGACCUGACUGAGCUAUCGAAUGUAACUGCCUGGUUGAACCGUUGCAAAUCUCUGCCAGGAUACGAAGAGAACGAAGAGGGUGCAAAUAUCUUCGGAAACGCUUUGAAGUCCAAGCUGCAGGAACCUUACUAACUAUCACCUGUUUCCAUGAAAUAAUCUCAAACAAAUGUUUUCAAAAUGUAUUUAUUAUGAGGUCAACAUAUUAAAACAUUACAAACACGAUAAUGUUUGUAGAUUGUAUGUAACACGAAAAAAACAGUUUCAAACAAGAACAUGUAAUAAAGUAUUUGAAAUCAA
Messenger RNA from Armigeres subalbatus, 981 nucleotides. RefSeq names its product glutathione S-transferase D7-like. NCBI's taxonomy places the organism in Eukaryota, Metazoa, Arthropoda, Insecta, Diptera, Culicidae. Gene Ontology annotation, molecular function: glutathione transferase activity. Gene Ontology annotation, biological process: glutathione metabolic process. The coding region runs from base 160 to 816 and encodes 218 amino acids. The transcript is spliced from 3 exons. The record is from RefSeq and is a predicted model, not a curated record.